AUGCUUCUUCAGAUGAAGCCCUCAAAGAAGAGUAUGUCUGAGCUGGAGAAUGGCAUGGUCAAUAUUAUCCGAGUUUUCCACAAAUACACGGGUCACAAGUGCAAGCUGAGGAAAGCUGAGCUUAAAUCGCUUAUCGACAAUGAGAUGAGUCAUUUCAUAAUGAAAAUCCAAGAGAGUGAAACUCUGGAUGAGCUCUUUGCGGACCUCGACCAGAACGGAGACCUGGAGAUUGACUUCAAAGAGUUCAUCACCCUCAUCGCCAUGGUCACCUCAGCUUGCCAUGAACUCUUCAUCCCCAAUCCCCAUGGUAUUUAGUUAGCAUGUAUA
Molecule: messenger RNA, 327 nt
Organism: Seriola dumerili (greater amberjack)
Lineage: Eukaryota; Metazoa; Chordata; Actinopteri; Carangiformes; Carangidae
Product: protein S100-B-like
Exons: 3
Coding region: 1-315 (104 amino acids)
Biological process (GO): positive regulation of canonical NF-kappaB signal transduction; positive regulation of cell population proliferation
Cellular component (GO): cytoplasm; nucleus
Molecular function (GO): S100 protein binding; RAGE receptor binding; transition metal ion binding
Source: RefSeq, a predicted model, not a curated record